Heterotrigona itama is the source of this 5985-nucleotide messenger RNA. The record is from the annotation of a GenBank genome assembly. Lineage: Eukaryota; Metazoa; Arthropoda; Insecta; Hymenoptera; Apidae.
AUGCGUUGUGUAGGUGAAGUAUUUAAAAAUGCAGUAUGAUUGAGAGACGAGAGUCGUAAAUGAAUCGUUCAAGGAUAGGUAGAGAGUUCUGUAAGAGCUAAAAGUAAGGUGUGAUGUUAUUACUUCUAUUCAGUAGUUUUAGUAUAUUAAUAUCUAUUUAAAUAAUGAUAAUAUAGUUUAUAUUGCAUUCACUUAAAAAAGAUUAUUGAAAAAAAAUUAUUAACUUAAAUCUACAAAAAAUAUAUAGAACUAAUAAAUAUAUAAAAGGAAGAAAUUUUAUGUGAAAAAAUAAAUUGAAGAUAUGUAAUAAAAUAUGUACAUUUGAAUAAUGUUUUAUUCUUGAGUAAACAGAAUUUAAUUCAUUAUAAUUAUAUAUUUGUAUGUAUUGUGAACGUAGUUAAUUUCCAACUGAGCUGUAAUGAACAAUAACAGAAAAUUAUUCUACAUACAGGAAUGAAUCAAAGAUGAAGAAUAACAUUUUAUUAUUUAAAACUUCCAGUUCAAGAAAAACAAAUUUAAAAAUUUAUCAUUUAUUUUGUUUCAUGUUUUCAAUUUCUUUUUUCUCAUAGAAUUAUACUUCCUUUUUUUUUUUUAUCAUAACUACAAGGACCCUGUAUUAAAAGAAAAUGAAAUUAGUACAUAAUAUUCAUACAAUUCUUUACAUAAGACCCAAGGCAUUGAGUUUACAUGCACAUCUAUACAUAUUACCACCACAAACUUAUAUACUCCUAACUGUAAACAAUCCUACGCGUUCCAUGUAUAAAUCAGCUUUAAUCAAAUAAGGUUUGACGGUAAGGUUAAAUAGAUUAACCAUCCAAAUAGUCGAUACACCGGAAAGAGUUAAUGUAACCUAACUGUAUACCGUCACCACUUUCAAUUACAUCCGCACCAUAGUCAGUCUUUCGUUACAUCGUAUCGUUGUAUUGAUUGUAAGACGUAUCGUGCAUGUACAUAUGAUACGCAUAUUGUGUCUUCUACUAGUACAUUGUCUAUCCGUGGCUCCAAGUCAGUGCACUCUUUGAUUUGUAUAUAGUAUCUACGUCUGUACAAUAGAUCGUUUAUACACGAUAGUUAAUUAUACGAUUGGAAAUGUCAUUUCCUUGAUUAAGUGACAGUGCUUUUUUCUCAAACUGUAUCGGUUUUCCGAUCGAUGAUUUUUCAGUAACGAAAUACUCCACUGAAAAUAAUGCUAGGGUGAGCCAUAAAUCUGUUUACGUAGACGCAUAAUAUUUCUGUCAUUUCAGUUUGAUAAUGCAGCUCUUUGAAUGAUAAGAUCCACAUCAACAAUACCUUUUUUUCACUUUUAUCAAUGCAUGAAAUAUAUGAUAGCAACUAAUGUUGAAAAAUUUCUUUUUGAUGUGUUUCUAUUAACUUUCUUAUCAUUAUGUUUUAACAUACAACAUUGUACCAUGAACAGUAUUAUAAAUUAGAAUUUGUUAGGAUAUUAACAAAUUAAUAUUAAUACUUAAUUUUAUUUUCUUGACAGUCUAAGAAAAUGCUUUUGCAAAUGCAUUUUAGGUAUAGGUUAAAAUAGGUUUUUAAACUGUACGUCCCUUACAUCUAUUUAUAUUAUUAGUAAUAUUAUAUUCUACUAGUUUGUCAUAUUUACACGUGAAUAUACGUAUAUGUAUACGUCUAUUUUAGUGCUUCUUCCAUUCUAUAAUGUACUAAUCAGUCUUUAAUUUAAUUCUAGAUGUCACACUAUAGAAAAACAGACACUCAGAGAUCUGCGGUGAUUGAUUAUGAACGUCAGUUCCAAGAAGAUUUAGAACGUGCCCAAGCAUUGAGUUUGGAGAGUUUGGCACUAGAGAAAUUUAAAUUACAAAAGCAGCAAUCAGAUUUUAAUAAUAUUCAGCAUCAAUGUAUUCCACAAAAUGAUGGGAAUAGCACUGUACAUAGUAGUUCGUCUGAAAAAGAUAACAUACCACAAACUGAGAAAUUUCAGUGUAGAAGUAGACCAAGGCCUGGUUCCUUUAAUACCAAUCAAUCUAAAAAUGCUGUGAUAUUAGCACCACCACCAGUUCCAUCUAGAAGAAAUUCAACAACAGCUACCACAAGUCAAGACACUGUUGAUUUGAUUAAUUUCACAAGUCCAGUGAAACAAGAUAAUUUAAGUGAUUAUUAUUCACCUCCACCUCCACCUCUUAGGAAAACAACUGUAGAGCCAAGCUGGGAAACUCAUCCCUCAUUAUUGAAAAAACAGGGAAGAGUAUCACGAAGCACUAGUUCUGCAGGUUAUCAUCCUCGAGACUUUCGAUAUCAAUCACUUUCUCCAGGACCUAGAUCUUCCACUGCACCUUGUACACCAGGAACUCCAAAAAUUAGUCCUGUUAUGUCAAGAUCUAGUAGUAUUAGCAGUAAUGUACCUGAUAUAACACCACAAAUACCUCCACUACCUAUGAAUUAUAGACCAAGUGUUACUCCUUCUACAUGUGGUAUUCAAAAAUCUACAUUCUGUGCGGAUGAUGAACAGCUAAGUGUAUUAAAAGUGAUAGAGAAAAAGCCAAAUAAUAAUCUUAUAGAUUUGAGUUCUUUUGAUCAAGUAGAAGAUAAAACAAAUGUUCGAGUUAGUGUACUAGAAGCAUUUGAUCCAUUACUUGUUAAGAUUGAAGAUCAGAACGAUAGUGGACAAGGACAUAAAGAUGAAAUGCAAUCUCAAGUGAGUGGAUCGGUGUAUGAUCCAUUCGAUCCUUUCGAUUACAUGUAUAGCACAAACGAAAGUGUUAAUUCAGAUCCAGUAUAUGUUGCUGUGGAAAAGUCUGCUAAAUCUCCAGCGGUAUCUCCAGCUGCACCACCACCUCUACCUCCUAGAAAUUCAUCAGCUUGGAAUACUAUUGAAAGAAGAAGAACUUCUUUAGAUAGAAGAAAACGACAAACGCGUUUGUAUGAAAAUGUAACUGUGAGAAAAACCAGACCGUCACUUCGUGAUUGCGAUCUUAGAGCUUUCUAUGAAAUGAUAAAAUCUGUUCGAGGUGAAUUUCCGUUUAAUAAUCCCAGUACAAACAUUGGACAUGUAAUUAGUCCGAUGAUGGAAAACUUAUAUCCUGAAAGCACAAGUAUAAAAUUAGUUGUACACCCGCAAUUAAUGGAUUCUGACGAAAAUACUCCGUCCAUUUCGUUUACAUGCGAUGUAAAUUGUAGUGUUGAGCAUGUUAUUCUUAAUAUCGCUUGUUCCUUAGAAGAUGAAGAUAUAGUAAAUAUAGAGAAAUAUUGUUUGAGAGUAUGGGGUUUAGCAGAAUAUUUUGCACCUAAUACGACUUUAGCUCAAUAUGAAUAUAUACAUCAAUGUAUCAAAUUAGAAAAAGAUAUCGAAUUAGCUAUUCUAACUAAAACACAAAUAAAACGAUCUAUAGCACGAACACUUCAAGAUGAUAAUCGUGAUCAGUGUCUCAAGUUAGAAGAUAUUCUUCCAAACGAACCAGUACAACCUAUUUCGUAUGAUACACUUCUUAUCUUGUUAGAAACUGUAGAAAAAGAAAUGGAACGUGUGGAAACUGCUGCUAUACAAUUGGCAACUACUAAUCAUGGUUCCGGUCUUUUACCACAAUUACAACCCCGUGGUGUUGUCCAAGCAGUAAAAGCAGUAUGCGCAUUAAUGGGAAGCAUCGAGACAUUUGAAAUUACUGAAGCUGUCGAUAAUUUUGUGAAUGCAUGUUGUCAAUUUUUACCUCAAGUUCAUACAGCAAAUAUAGAGUGCAAGAAACCAGAGAUUCUACAUGAAGAUGGCGAUUACUCCGUAGUAACUUUAAGAACAAAAUUUCCAGAUGUUAUUGCAUCUCAUUGUCGAAAAGUUCGCGAUGCAAUUCAAGAUCUUGUAGAAACUUACUGUCAUGCAUUUAGAGUCGAUUUUGAAUUAAACAGCAGGGGAGAAUUUCCAACAAAUACAUUAAUAUCGUCUGAAGUAUUAGAUACUGUCUUAGUUCGUGUUGGAGCAUUACAUAGAUUACCAGGAUCGUGGAAACACGACGAUUAUAUCGUCGCAACUCAAAUAUUUCAUGGAACAAGACCUGUUGGAAAUCCAGUUUUAUCUGAACCUAUGGCAGUCAGUUCUAAUUUUUAUCCAAGAAUUUUAUUUAAUUCGCUGGAAUUUCGGGGAAUAAGCGUAUGUCAAGUACCAAGAGAAGCUAGAUUAGUGUUGGUUUUAUACGGCCGGACAUUGCAACCUACUGAACACGAGUCUAAUUCGUUAGCAGAAAAUACCAUGCAAAAAGAAGAGCUAGGAUGGGGAGCUAUACAAUUCUUUGAUUACGAAGGAGUUAUGAGUCAAGGAAGCUUCUUUUUGUCACUUUGGCCAGCAAUCGCCGAUAAAAGAUUAGGUCCUGCUCCCGCUCCUGGAAUUCAUCCUCAUGGAGAUACGCAUGCUAUCAUUGGUGUAGAAUUACCUGAUUAUGGAGGCAGAGUACUGUUUCCUACAGAAUUGCGCGAUUAUGAUGUAGAAUCUCUUGAUUUUAAUUCACUCGACCAAAAUACGCAAGAAUUAUUAAUAGAUAUCACACAACAAACUACAUUUUCAAGACCGCUUAUUGAAGAAAGAGAAAUUCUAUGGGAAAAGCGGCAUUAUUUACAUGAUAAACCUGAAGCUUUACCUAAAGUACUUUUAGCUGCACAUAGUUGGGAUUGGGCAUGUUUACCCGAUCUUCAUGCAUCUCUUAGAAUUUGGAGUCCUUUGCCUCCUGUUCAAGCUCUGCAUUUUCCAGAUAUGAAAGUUAGAGAAAUGGCCGUUGGAUGGAUUCGAGAAUUGAGCAAUGACGAACUUGUAGAUUAUUUACCACAAUUAUUACAGGCGUUGAAGCAUGAAACAUAUGAAACGUCUCCUCUUACAAAGUUUCUAUUAGAACGAGCUUUACUUUCUCCGCGGGUAGCUCAUCAUAUCUAUUGGUUAUUAACACAAGCGUUACCAGGACAAAGUCCUCAAAAUUCUGCUGAAACUACACCAGAAGACGACAAAAAUAUUAGUUCAGCACGUUAUCACAGAAGAUUACAAUUAAUGUUGAGGGCAUUAUUGGCUGUCAUUGGAGAUGCAUUAAGAAAUAGUUUUCUUACUCAACAGUUGCUUGUUAAAAAUUUACAUGAAGUAGCAGAAAAUAUUAAGCAGACAAAGGAAUCAUUACGACUGGAUGCGCUCAAAGUUGGUUUGCAAAAUAUACAUUGUCAAUUAAUGGAAGAUGAUGGUACUUGUUUACCAUUAUCUCCUAGUAAACAAGUAUUUGGUAUAAAUGUACAAAGUUGCUCAUAUUUUCCGUCAUUUACUCUUCCAUUGAAAAUCAACUUCAUUAGCUGUGAUGAUGUGAUUUGCCCAGCAAUUUUUAAAGUUGGAGAUGAUUUGCAACAAGAUAUGUUAACUCUCCAAAUGAUGCGCAUAAUGGAUAAACUCUGGUUAAAGGAAGGUCUUGAUCUUAAAAUGGUAACAUUUGCCUGCGUGCCUACCGGCUAUAAACGUGGAAUGAUAGAAAUGGUUACAAAUGCAGAAACACUAAGAAAAAUACAAGUUGAGUUCGGCCUAACUGGAUCGUUUAAAGAUCGCCCUAUUGCCGAAUGGUUGGCGAAGCAUAAUCCUUCAGAGUUAGAAUAUGAACGAGCAGUAGAAAAUUUUACUGCAUCUUGCGCGGGUUAUAGUGUUGCUACAUAUAUUUUAGGAAUUUGUGAUAGACACAAUGACAAUAUUAUGUUAAAAACAUCAGGUCAUCUGUUUCAUAUUGAUUUUGGAAAAUUCUUAGGUGAUGCGCAAAUGUUUGGAAAUUUUAAAAGAGACAGGACACCAUUUGUAUUAACAUCUGAUAUGGCUUAUGUUAUAAAUGGUGGAGACAAGCCAUCAGCUAAAUUUCAUCAUUUUGUCGACUUAUGUUGUCAAGCAUUUAACGUAGUACGAAAACAUGGAAAUCUAAUUCUCCAUCUAUUUGGAUUGGUAUGUUUAUUUAUAUCAUUAUAGUUUCAAAAUUUAUACCGAAAUAUUGUUAGUAAUUAAAUUUAAAGAAAGGAAAAUGA